This is a messenger RNA of Neohortaea acidophila, 1251 nucleotides long. RefSeq lists its product as uncharacterized. Lineage: Eukaryota; Fungi; Ascomycota; Dothideomycetes; Mycosphaerellales; Teratosphaeriaceae. The transcript has a single exon. The record is from RefSeq and is a predicted model, not a curated record. Bases 1 to 1251 code for a protein of 416 amino acids.
AUGCAUCUCCCCCCUCCCCCCGAACCACGCGAACUCCUCCCCCCCCUCCUCGCCUGCCUGCCCACAGCCUUCAUCUCCCAACGCCCCCCACCCGCCCUCCUCCCCCUCCUCUCCCCUCUCCUCCGCCAGCGAAUCUCCUUCCUCUCCUCCUCCAACACGCAAAGCCAAAGCGACAGCUGGCUCCCCCUGCUCUCAUGGUCCGCCGCGCGAGGGGCCAAACUCCCCGACAUCGUAGAGCGCAUGCCCCUCGAACCACACCCCGUGUCGGGCGAGGUGGAAAUCGACGACCUGCCGCCUGCCAAGUUCCGCCGGCUGGAUGAGGAGACGCUGCAUGCGCAAGUGCGCGCGGAGCAGUUUGGGAUUCUGCCGACGUAUUUGUGGUGUGAGUCGGAUGAGCAUGGACAACUUGGGCCGGGGUGGAGGUUAGCGGAGUUGAGGGCGCUGGAAGACGAGGAGGACGGGACGGAGUGGUUUGAGAGUAUUUCUGAAGCAAACGAUGCGGCGCCGGACGCGCGGAGAGCACAUCUCCCCGAUCCCACUCCGCAGCAGAACAGCAGACCCGCGUACGGAAGGAUACCAAGUAGUACGACGAACGGCGACGACAACGAUGACGCCUACUGGGCCGCCUACGACCGCACGCCCGGCCGCCGCACCCCAGCAAACAAACUAUCCCCCUUGCCCAGCAGCGCGGCACAAUUCCCUCCCCACCUGCAACAACGAGGCGCCAGCGCCGCCGCCUCCCAAGCCGAACAAGACUACUACGCCCGCUACGCAGCCGAAGUGCAACCCGCGCUCGACUCCCACGACCCAGACGAGGAAUCCUCCCAAACGGGGCCCAGCAGCCUAAACGGGCACACCCUUCUCCCCGCAGAAUCGGCUCCCGCAGCCUUACCCUCAACAUCAAGAAUGAGCUACUACGACAAUGACGAUCGCCCCACAAACCACAGCCUGUACCCCGCCCCCAACCCCUCCGCCUUGCAACAAACCAACACCUUCCCCCUCCCGGCUCCAGCACCCAUCUCCCCCUCCGCGAGUCCCAGCCCGACAACCUCGAUAGAAAAACUGGAGGCCCGCGCGCGCGCGAUUUCCGAAGCGGACGAUCGCGCGCACAUGGCGAUUCGGCAGCACAUCGCCACGGAUGUGAAGAGUUUGUAUCGCCUGGCGCGCACGGCGGGCAUGGAACGCGGGGAGUUUGAGAGGGUGGUGCGGACGGAGUUGGAGUGUUUGGGGUUGAUGGAGAGGGAUGAGUAG